Messenger RNA from Gossypium arboreum, 2699 nucleotides. Its product is annotated as transmembrane 9 superfamily member 7-like. Gene Ontology annotation, cellular component: membrane. The record is from RefSeq and is a predicted model, not a curated record. The transcript is spliced from 8 exons. NCBI's taxonomy places the organism in Eukaryota, Viridiplantae, Streptophyta, Magnoliopsida, Malvales, Malvaceae. The coding region runs from base 422 to 2329 and encodes 635 amino acids. Gene Ontology annotation, biological process: protein localization to membrane.
AUUGGAUGGUAAAAGAAGGGAAUAAGAGGAAUGUUUUUCAAUACGCAAUCACUCCACAUUCAAAGAAGAAAUCAUUCCUGUUUCGCCCACAUUCACUAUUUCAAAAAUCCAUGAAUCGAUUCAAAAGUUACCCAAUGGUUUCACACAGACACAUGAUCUAAUUUUAAUAAAGCAACGCCUGAUUUUAGGAAACCAUUUAGGGGAAGAGAAUUACAGCAGUAAAAUUUGUUGAGAAAGGAUAAUGCAGGGUCUUGAAUUAGAAGACAGUUUGAUUCUGUGUCUCUUGCCAAUUUAAUAGGAUUAGGAACACCAAUAAGGUUGCAUUUCCUUUGCUCAAUUAUUAAACAGAAAUUGGUAGAAGCUCUGGUGCAGUAUUUCACUCUCCUCUAUCUCUCAAAGAAGAAGAAGAAGAAGAAGAAAAAUGGGUACCAAAAGAAAGACUCUUUUCUUCGCUUUUUUUCUACUGCUAUCCUCUGCUCACUCCUUCUAUCUCCCUGGUGUUGCCCCUCGCGAUUUCCAAAGGGGUGAUCCCCUUUAUGUAAAAGUGAACAAAUUGUCAUCUACAAAGACUCAACUCCCAUACGACUAUUACUUCUUAAAUUAUUGUAAGCCACCCAAGAUUGUGAACAAUGCUGAAAAUUUGGGUGAGGUGCUACGUGGUGAUCGCAUAGAAAAUUCUGUCUACACAUUUGAAAUGAGGGAGGAUCAGCCUUGCAAAGUAGUCUGUCGAAUAAAACUUGAUGCAGAAUCUACAAAGAACUUCAAGGAAAAAAUUGAUGAUGAAUAUCGCGUUAAUAUGAUUCUUGACAACCUUCCUGUUGCUGUUCUUAGACAAAGGAGGGAUGGAAGUCAGUCAACAACAUAUGAACAUGGUUUCCGUGUUGGGUUCAAGGGGAAUUAUGCUGGGAGCAAAGAGGAGAAGUAUUUCAUCAACAACCACUUGAGCUUCAGGGUCAUGUUUCACAGGGAUACUGAGACUGAUGCUGCUCGAAUUGUUGGAUUUGAGGUUACUCCUAACAGCAUUAAUCACGAAUACAAAGAUUGGGAUGAGAAGAAUCCCCAAGUAACAACAUGCAAUAAGGAUACCAAAAAUCUAGUUCCAGGUAGCACUGUUCCACAAGAAGUAGACCUAGGGAAGGAGGUUGUCUUCACAUAUGAUGUAACUUUCAAGGAGAGUGAUAUCAAAUGGGCUUCUCGUUGGGACACAUACCUUCUGAUGAAUGAUGAUCAGAUCCACUGGUUCUCCAUCAUAAACUCAUUGAUGAUUGUUCUCUUCCUCUCUGGCAUGGUAGCCAUGAUCAUGAUGAGAACAUUGUAUAAAGAUAUUUCAAACUACAAUCAAUUGGAAACCCAAGACGAGGCUCAGGAAGAAACUGGAUGGAAACUUGUCCAUGGAGAUGUCUUUAGGGCCCCAAACAACUAUGGUUUACUCUGCGUUUAUGUUGGUACAGGUGUCCAGAUCUUUGCUAUGACGCUUGUAACAAUGAUAUUUGCAUUGCUGGGCUUCUUAUCUCCUUCCAAUCGUGGAGGGCUUAUGACUGCUAUGGUUCUCUUGUGGGUUUUCAUGGGAAUAUUUGCCGGUUACUCUUCAGCACGUCUAUACAAAAUGUUCAAGGGCACGGAGUGGAAGAGGAAUACUUUAAAAACAGCAUUUAUGUUUCCUGGUGUCCUAUUUGUCAUCUUCUUUGUGCUGAAUGCACUAAUUUGGGGAGAGCAAUCUUCUGGUGCAGUGCCAUUUGGGACAAUGAUCGCUCUUGUUUGUUUAUGGUUUGGUAUAUCAGUUCCAUUGGUCUUUGUUGGCAGUUACUUGGGUUUCAAAAAGCCAGCCAUUGAAGAUCCUGUGAAGACCAACAAAAUUCCCAGGCAGAUACCAGAGCAGGCAUGGUACAUGAAGCCACUCUUCUCUAUACUCAUUGGAGGGAUUCUUCCUUUUGGGGCUGUUUUUAUCGAGCUCUUCUUCAUCUUGACAUCAAUCUGGCUGAACCAGUUCUAUUACAUCUUCGGUUUCCUUUUCAUAGUAUUCAUUAUUCUAAUAAUCACCUGCGCGGAGAUAACAAUCGUGCUAUGCUACUUCCAGUUGUGCAGUGAAGACUACUAUUGGUGGUGGAGAUCUUACUUGACUGCUGGCUCCUCUGCAUUUUACCUUUUCCUGUACUCGAUUUUCUACUUCUUUACCAAGUUGGAGAUCACCAAGCUAGUUUCAGGCAUCCUUUACUUUGGCUACAUGGUAAUCGUUUCAUAUGCCUUCUUUGUCCUGACAGGAACCAUUGGUUUCUAUGCUUGCUUUUGGUUUGUUAGAAAGAUCUAUUCCUCUGUGAAAAUUGACUGAGAUUGGAGAUGAGAAUGUAGAAACACGACCAGACCGAUGCGAGAUUUUACAGGCUGUACGAGACGAAAGCAUUUUGCAGAGAUUAUUUUGGAAAAAAACAAAAAACAAACAUAUGCUACAGAAAAUUUUCAUGUCCUAUUGUCUCGACAGUCUCUUUAUAUUUUUGCUCAUUAUAGGGUAUCUUAGCUUGUUAUCUUAUCUACACUGUUAAAACCAUACUCUUUUAUGUAGUCUCUGCAAGGAGUAAAAUUUGUUAUCUAGUCUUUAGAUAUUUUGAUACUUAAAUAAUAAUCUCAACAGGAAAAAGAGGAACUUUCGAAUUCAUUUUAAAUACGAAUAUGAUAAGUUUAAACUCAUGUUUAUUACACUA